Messenger RNA from Gekko japonicus, 486 nucleotides. RefSeq names its product transcription factor HES-5-like. The record is from RefSeq and is a predicted model, not a curated record. The transcript is spliced from 2 exons. Gene Ontology annotation, cellular component: nucleus. Gene Ontology annotation, molecular function: DNA-binding transcription factor activity, RNA polymerase II-specific; protein dimerization activity; RNA polymerase II cis-regulatory region sequence-specific DNA binding. The coding region runs from base 1 to 486 and encodes 161 amino acids. Gene Ontology annotation, biological process: regulation of transcription by RNA polymerase II; regulation of neurogenesis; anterior/posterior pattern specification. NCBI's taxonomy places the organism in Eukaryota, Metazoa, Chordata, Lepidosauria, Squamata, Gekkonidae.
AUGUUCAGAUUCUGCCAUAGGAGACAGCACGGACCGCAAGGAAGCACAGUCGCUAAACUUUUGUCUGUUUCUCUCCCUGUGGAAAAACUGCGCCGUGAUCGGAUCAACAGCAGCAUCGAGCAGCUGAAACUUCUGCUGGAGAAGGAAUUCCAGAAACAUCAGCCCAACUCCAAGCUUGAGAAAGCAGAUGUUCUGGAGAUGACUGUCAGCUACCUGAACUAUAGCCAAACGAUGGCUCUGUCUCCUGAAAACAUAACCCAGGAUUAUAGCAAAGGUUAUUCCUCCUGCUUGAAAGAAACACUGCAGUUCCUGGCUGCUCAUUCGGCAAACACCGAAACCCAGCUCAAACUCCUGAACCACUUCCAGAAGCCCUGGGCAGCCGCUGCCAAAGAGGAGGCCUCUUCUUCAGCUCCUUCUUCAGCCCGGCAACUAACCCCCAAAAAGGCAGCACCGAAGCCCUCCCACACAUUGUGGAGGCCUUGGUAG